This is a messenger RNA of Dendroctonus ponderosae (mountain pine beetle), 1902 nucleotides long. Its product is annotated as putative inorganic phosphate cotransporter. Bases 252 to 1724 code for a protein of 490 amino acids. Gene Ontology annotation, biological process: monoatomic anion transport; transmembrane transport. Lineage: Eukaryota; Metazoa; Arthropoda; Insecta; Coleoptera; Curculionidae. Gene Ontology annotation, cellular component: plasma membrane. Gene Ontology annotation, molecular function: transmembrane transporter activity. The transcript is spliced from 9 exons. The record is from RefSeq and is a predicted model, not a curated record.
UUUGAGGAAUUAGAUUAAUAAUAUAAGAAGUAAUUUAUAAAAUGGUUUUCAAUCAUUUCAUUGACAUAUUCUUGAAAGAGCAAACUUGUGCACAAUUGAGCGCAAGCCGGUUUAAAUUAUCAAUUCGCAAAAAUUAGUUCAGUAAUGGUUGCAAGCAGAUGUAAUAGGUAAAGACUUGAACUAAAAAGCAACGAUUCAGCGAGAAAAGACGAACUAUUUCCAAAGAACAGUGAAAUAACCACAAAGUAGAAAUGAAGGAUAUCAAAACAAAAUCGAAACUGGAACCAGAGUUUUCAGAAGCAGAAAUAGUGAAUAAUGGACCUUCUAUAGGAGUCAGACACUUCCAAGCAAUGCUUAUGUUCCUUCUGCUUGCAAUCGGAUAUGCCAUGAGGGUUAAUCUAUCAGUAGGUAUAGUGGCUAUGACUAAAGCGUCCAGCAAGAAUCCGGAUAUACCGAUAUAUGAUUGGCAAAACACCAAUUUUAUCUUGUCGUCCUUUUUCAUCGGGUACGUGUGUUUACAAGUUUUUGCUGGGGAACUUGGAAAACGAUUUGGAGUAAAGUGGCUUGUUGUAGUUGCAAUGGUUAUUAACUCAGUUUGCUGCAUUUUGACACCUAUUACUGCUGCAAAUUUGGGAUCAUAUGGAGUCAUGGCAAUUCGAAUUAUGCAAGGGUUAUUUCAAGGAUUUUUUUUCCCUUCCGUGCACAACAUUUUAGGAAAAUGGGCUCCAAAAGAAGAGCGAACUACACUGGGAAACAUGAUAUUUACAGGUGUAGCGUUUGGUACUAUCGUUGCAAUGCCAGUAACUGGCUACAUUUCAGCCAGUUGGGCAGGAUGGCCAUGGGCAUUUUACCUAUUCGGUAUAAUAGGAUUACUUUGGUGCAUAAUUUGGACAAUAUUUGGCGCAAAUAGUCCUCAAGAACACAAAUAUAUUACCAAAGAAGAACAAUUUUAUAUUCAAUCAUCUAUAGGAGACAUUGAACAGAAAGAGCCUCCACAUACACCGUGGAAACCAAUUUUCAAGUCGAUGCCGUUCUGGGCUAUAGUAGUUGCAAACUCUGGGCAAAACUGGGGCUAUUUUACGUUGUUGACGGAGAUACCCACUUAUCUGAGCAAAGUUGCAAAUCAACCAAUAUCAGAGAACUCUUUGCUUUCUGCUGCCCCCUACUUAGCACUAUUCUUAUUGGGAUUGUGUUUCGGUCCUACAGCGGAUUGGAUUGUUCAAAAACAGCUACUGACUACUCGUCAGACGAGGAAAUUAAUGAAUACAAUUGGUUCGUUCGGGCCUGCUCUAGCGUUGUCCGUUCUCGGAUUUAUUCCUAAUCCCGAGAGCAAUGUCGGAAUCAUUGAAGGUGUACUGAUUAUAGCUGUGGGAAUCAAUGCAGCCAUUUGGUGUGGUUUCCAAGUAAACCACGUCGAUUUGUCCCCGAAAUUCUCCGGAGUACUUAUGGGAAUCGCAAAUGGAUCUUCGAGUAUUUUCUCAAUUCUGGCGCCAAAUUUUGUACAGUUAUAUGUUACAGAUCUGACAGACGCAUCGCAAUGGAGGAUAGUAUUUCUGAUUGCCGCUGGUGUAUACGUGGCAUCCGAUAUUUUCUACAUCAAAUACGCAGAAGCCGAGAUCCAAUGGUGGAACAAUGUAGGAGAAGAUGAGAUUAGCAACAGUACUAUCCCUAUUGCGGACCGAGUGGAGGAAAAAAAUCUUAGUGUUAGCAUAGUGUUAAAAUAGUAUUUUUUAUAUUAAAAAGAACCCAACAAAUUACGAGUUUUACUCGUUGCACUAACAAUACAGACCGAAAUUCAAAGAUUAAAGAAUUUGCAUUGCUGUGGGAUUGAUUUUUAAAUAAUAUGCAAUUUAUAACAGCGGUGAAAUCAUCAAGAUUUUACAAUAAAUUCUUCGUAACGAA